AUUCCACUAAAAUGACAAUAUGAAGACAGUCAAUGAACUAAACAAUCUCGUUGAUUCAUUUAUCAGUGCCUUCAAGAUCCUUGAUUUGUCGCUUCUUGACAAGAUCGAAAAGGCCUUGAAAUACCAGGAAACAUACAACUUGAACCUCAAAGUAUAUCUGUAUCAAAAGAACAAAGCCAACGAUAAUAGCUUAUCUCCAUCAAACCUCAGUGAAAAUCAGGACUACAUAAAGGCCAUUGAAAACAUAUAUAUAUCUUACUACACCUCAAAGAAAAUACUUGACUUGAUUUCUCAGCAGUUGGAUGAGGAAAAUGGCAAUAGCACCAACUCCAAAGCCAAUAAGACUGAUGAGAUAAUCGGUGUUUAUAUUGAUCUACAAAAGCAUCUUCAUAAACAAGAGGUCAAUAUACAAAAUAUCUAUUUGGAAAUCCUCAAUAUCAACAGAUUGCAGCUAAAUACUUUUCAAUCUACCCAUAAUGACUUGAUUCAAAGAUUUAACAAGCUAAAGGUCUCAAACUUUACUCCAAAUAAUAGUAUUAUUGAUAUAAAUAAUGCUGAUAAUAGAGUUACCACCAUCAACAAUGACACGAAUAAAAAUAAUACUCUUGUUCGUGCAAUCAAUAAUAUCUCUAUUAAUGGCAAUGCUAAUGCUAAUGCUAAUGCUAAGUUUAAUAAUAAUGGUACUAGUACCAACAAUAAUAUCCUAAAUGAUAAUACUAUUACUAAUCCUAAUGUCAAAACUAAUAACUCCUCAAAUUCAUCUCCUUCAUCUCGUCUCUCUCUCCCCUUGCCUCCUAGAUCAAAUAACUUGGAAGUCAAAAAACUUAGAAUAAACUAUAGAUCAAGAUCUCCAUCUCCCAUGCCUCCUGAUAAACUAUUAAAUCUUGACUCAAAUUCUUUAUCAAAUAUUUCCCCGGAUUUUUUAAAAGAGUUUGACCCAUUCUAUAAGACUUCAUAUAUUCAACCAAUAGAUUUAUUUCGUCUAAUGAAUAUAAAAGAGCUAUCUAAUUUAAUCUUAAUAUUGGAUAUCAGAUCAAGAAAAAGCUUUAACAAUUCUCAUAUCCUUUUUAAAAAUAUCUUAUGCAUCGAACCCUUUUCAAUCAGCUCAAAUCUUAAAGAUGAUAAAGCUCUAGAAAGUUCCUUGCUAAUAAAUCCAUCUUUUGAACAAUUAUUGUUCUCCCAAAGAAAUUUGUUCCAAUUAGUACUAUUUUAUGAUGAUUCUUAUUCUGUUACCAAAAAUUAUAAUUUUGAUAUAUCAAAAAGUAUAUUAUACGAUCCCUCAUUACCAACUUAUUUCAAAAAGUUAUACAUAUUAUUAACUAAAAAAUCCUUUUCAAAGCCCUUAAAACACCCUCCAAUUCUACUUAAUGGUGGCUUUGAAGAAUGGUUUAAAACUUUUGGUUCUGAUCAUGUUUCAAAACAAAAAGUUGAAACUAUUUUAAUUCCAGAAAAAUUACCUUCAAGACCUUCCCAUUUUAGAAAGACUUCAUCAGCUUCAUUAAUGAAUUUUGAGAAUCCAUCCGAUUUUAUAAUGGAUGAUAAUCAGGUUGAUGAUUUUUCUAACCUAAUGUACAAUGAUAGCACAAAUAUUAUUAGCAAUGAUAACUAUAGUAAUAACAACAGUAAUUCAAGUCUCAACCUAAUAAACGAUUUCACAAAUAAUAGUUUAAAUAGCAACCAUUCUCCAUACCUAUCUCAAACAAAAACAUCAUCCUCUUAUUCAACUGUCAAAUCAUUCAAUGAAAUUAACUACCCAAAUGCAUUUGGUGAUCGUUUAAAUAGUUCAAGAACAGGUCCUUCAGAAUUUAAUGAUCAAUCUUUAUAUAAUUUAAAACUACCAAAUAAUGACUUGAAUUAUUCCUAUUUCCCUCAACAACAACAGUCUACUAAAAAGACAAACGGUUUUAUUUUUAAUAAUAAUAAUAAUAAUAAUAAUAAUAAUAAUAAUAAUAAUAAUAAUGAUAAUCCUUCUAAUGGUCAUGCUGGAAACAAUGCAAAUAACGUCAAUAGUCUUACAAAAACCAUUUCAAAUACUCGAACAAAUAGAUUUUCGUUCAACCCUUCCAAUAAAAACUCACUUCCAGGCUCAACAUCAAUUAAUGGUUAUAAUAAUAAAAUCCCAAAUGGUUUUAGUAAUUCUAAUAGCAUUGAUUUAAAAAGAACUCAAUCUACAUCGUAUUUGCCUUCUUUCCCAAGUUUGCAAAAACCUCAACCUGCAAUAUACUCUCCUGCAAUAACUUCAAUCAGCCAAAUUAAUUCCAAUUUGCAACUAACUAAAUCGUUAUUGCCACAUCAACUGGACUAUACUGGAGGGUUGGAAAACCUCGGAAAUACCUGCUACAUGAAUUGUGUUUUGCAAUGUCUUUCUGGAACUGUAUCUCUAUCCAAUAUUUUUCUUGAUCGUUCUUAUCUUCAACAUAUAAAUGUCAACAGUAAAUUAGGUUCUAAGGGCGUUUUAGCUAAAAAUUAUUAUAACUUGAUUAAAUUGUUAUAUAGUAAUAAUGACUCUUAUGUUAGACCAGCUUUUUUUAAACAAAUAAUUGGUUCCUUAAGACCUGAGUUUAAAGGCACUGAACAGCAAGAUUGUCAGGAAUUUUUAACUUUUUUACUAGAUGGAUUACAUGAAGAUUUGAAUGAAUGUGGUGAUCAUGAAAGAAUGCCUCAAUUAACUGAGGAAGAUGAAAAGAGAAGAGAAACAUUAUCGAUCAAAAUCGCCUCAGCAAUAGAAUGGGAAAGGUAUUUAAAAACAGAUUUUAGUGCAAUAGUUGACAUAUUUCAAGGUCAAUAUUUAAGUAGGUUGAAAUGUUUAACCUGUUUUAAUACUUCAACGACGUACCAGUCCUUUUCAAUAUUAAGUUUGCCCUUACCUGAAUAUAAACAGGAUAUAUCAAUUGAAGAUUGUUUCCAAGAAUUUUUAAAAGUUGAGUUAUUAGAUGGUGAUAAUAAAUGGAAAUGUCCCCAUUGUAAAUCUUUUCAAAAAUCAACAAAAUUUCUCAAAAUCACAAUGCUACCAAAAAUAUUAAUAGUUCACUUUAAAAGAUUCAAAGUUAACUACAAUUUAGCAUUUGAAAACUUUGAAAAAAUUAAUAAACUUAUUUCCUAUCCAUUAGAAUUAGAUUUAACAAAGUAUUGGCCCAAAAUUGAAAGUGAGUCUGAUAAUGAGAAAUUGAAAAACUUUCAACAAAGAGGGCAAGUUCCACCUUUCAAAUAUAAACUUUAUGGUGUUAUUAACCAUAGUGGUAAUUUGAGAGGAGGUCAUUACACUAAUUUUGUUUACAGAGGAGCUAAAAAAGGAUGGUGUUUUUUUGAUGAUACAAGGGUUUUGAAGAAUCAAGAUUCAUUGAAUACUGUUAACAGUAAUGCAUAUGUACUAUUUUAUUCAAGAGUUUAUUAAAAACAAAGAAAUUGCAAGGAG
Molecule: messenger RNA, 3415 nt
Organism: Ascoidea rubescens DSM 1968
Lineage: Eukaryota; Fungi; Ascomycota; Saccharomycetes; Ascoideales; Ascoideaceae
Gene: DOA4
Product: ubiquitin-specific protease DOA4
Exons: 1
Coding region: 20-3394 (1124 amino acids)
Biological process (GO): protein deubiquitination
Molecular function (GO): cysteine-type deubiquitinase activity
Source: RefSeq, a predicted model, not a curated record